AUGGCGACCUCGGAACACGUGCGGCAACCCUCGAUCCUCGAGGACUACCAUGUCGGCCAAGUCAUGUCUCUGCGCGUACUCCCCAACAAAGACUUCAACAUCCGUGUGCGCAUCCGGAAGCUCCCAAUUUCACAAACAUUCUCCUGCGGAAUGGUCGUCAGCGUUGUGCAUGAAAACGAACCCGAAACCACCGCCUUCCUGAAGCUGUUCGAUCGGAGAUUUGCGCACAUGCUCCGAUAUAACCUUUCAAUCCCUCCCUGGACCAAAGUCCGAGAAGAGUCGUACAUGGGUCGAAUCCAAUCUAGCGCAUUGGAUCGGUUUCUGCACCCUACCGACGUUGGCCACAUCGAGAAUCAUGGGGACUACGACCCCGCCGAGAGCGAAAUCCUGCUUGCUGAGGAGCUCCUCAAGAUGUACAAGCUGGACGUUGACCUUAACCCUCCCGACGCUGACGGCGAUCACGACAUGUUCCAUGUCAAAGGGAUCCUGCUCGAGUACAUCGAGGGCUUCCCCUUGUCCGAGAUGCGGCAACAUGCCACCGAGUUGGAGUGGCUUGAGAUUGUCCAGAAAGCGAAUGGAAUCAUCCAAACUAUGGGCGGCCACGACGUCCUGCACGGAGACCCGCGCUCGCAGAAUUUCAUUGUCUCAAGAAUGGAGCGUGAGGAUGGCACCAAAGAGUUGCGGGUUUUUUAUCGACCAAGGGACAGAUAA
Molecule: messenger RNA, 711 nt
Organism: Canariomyces notabilis
Lineage: Eukaryota; Fungi; Ascomycota; Sordariomycetes; Sordariales; Chaetomiaceae
Exons: 3
Coding region: 1-711 (236 amino acids)
Source: RefSeq, a predicted model, not a curated record